AUGGGACAAACGUCAAGUAGCCAAGGAACAAUAAAUCCGCCAGAAAGUGUGUCGGCUCUCCUAGCAUUCGGGGACUCCUUCCUUGAUACUGGGAAUAAUAACUACAUCAUAACACCCGGCAAGGCAAACUAUCUUCCAUAUGGAAAGGAUUUUAUGGGUGGAAAACCAACUGGAAGGUUCUCCAAUGGGAAAAACAUAGCCGACUUUUUUGCCGAAGGAUUAGGAGUGAAGGAAUAUCUUCCAGCAUAUCUCGACCCUUCCUUACAAGACAACGAUCUUCUCACAGGUGUAAGUUUUGCUUCCGGUGGCUCUGGAUAUGAUCCACUAACAACCAACAUAUCGUCUGCUAUACCAAUGCUGGACCAAUUAACUUUGUUCAAACAAUAUAUUGGUAAUCUCACAAGGAUCGUUGGGGAAGAAGCUGUGAUAAAUAUAAUGAACAUUAGUGUAUCAUUAGUAUGUGCAAGCACAAACGAUCUUAUUAUAUCCCUUCCAGCAAGAAGCUUACAAUAUGAUGUAGAUACUUAUGAUCGCAUGUUGGUUAACUUGACCUUGAAUUUUAUAAAGGAACUAUACAACCUAGGAGCUCGAAAGAUAGCUGUCUUUGGUGCACCCCCUACGGGAUGUCUUCCUGCAGAAAGAACAUUAUUUGGAGGUGUGCUUAGAAUGUGUGUCCAGAAGCAAAAUGAAGCAGCAGUGUUGUACAACAGCAUGCUAAAAGAGCAACUCCAAAUUCUUGCAAGUAGUCUUCCUCAGUCAAGGAUUGCUUUUGUCGAUUUCUACAAUCCUCUAAUAAACAUCAUCAAUAACCCUCAGCAAUACGGGUUGCAAGUUACUGAUAGAGGCUGUUGCGGAACUGGUUUGCUAGAGCCACUCACUUUUAUCUUCCAUAAAACAUGGUCAAAGAUAAAGACCAAAUCUUUUGCUCACCUUUGGAUUACAUCAAACCCGAUUAAUCCAACAAUCACCCCCUUAAUCGGUUUAUUGUCGCCCAUCAACAAUGUUUCUUUGCAAUUAACCACCGACGAACAACACCACAUUCAGAGCCUUUGUUCACCAUCAACCUACCCUAUACUUCACCUGCAAAACCGGUCGCCAACAACUGUUUUAACCAACACCAUAUGGUUGUACCAUCUUCAAGCCACAUGCUUUACCAAGACAACAACCACAAUGAGUCUCGACCUUUCUCGGACACCUGACCUCCAUCUCGGCCACAUCCAAAGUCUUCCCUCAACUUUUCCCAGACCCCUGACCUCUUCUUCAGCCACAUCCAAAGCCAACUCUGUCACAGUCUCCUUUAACUACCACUGCAGCCACUGUCGAGACCUCCCUUUAACAGCUUAA
Molecule: messenger RNA, 1344 nt
Organism: Lactuca saligna
Lineage: Eukaryota; Viridiplantae; Streptophyta; Magnoliopsida; Asterales; Asteraceae
Source: the annotation of a GenBank genome assembly